AUGAGCAACUUACGGAUAGACUCAGGCUUGCCGGCCCAACCAAAUUUACGAGUUACAAUUAUCGCCGCCGAUGGGCUGUAUAAACGAGAUGUGUUCAGGUUCCCGGAUCCAUUCGCCGUGGCUACCAUCAACGGCGAGCAGACCAAGACUACUUCAGUGUCAAAGAGGACGCUCAACCCUUAUUGGAAUGAAAGUUUCGAUUUUCGAGUGAACGAGGACAGCAUAUUGGCGGUGCAAGUAUUCGAUCAGAAGAAAUUCAAGAAGAAGGAUCAAGGAUUCCUUGGUGUCAUCAACAUCCGCAUCGGAGACAUAAUUGAAUUAGCUGCCGAUGCCGACGAUCAGAUGCUCACACGAGACUUGAAGAAGUCGACCGAUAACUUGGUGGUGCACGGCAAGCUGAUUGUAAACCUGUCGACCAACUUAUCAACCCCAACACGGGGUCAGCAGCAACUCGCUAUACCGCAUCGACCAGCGGUCGGAACUCCUCAACCGUCUUCAGCAUCCUCACUGGCGGCAGGGCCUGUCGACAACAGGCCGAACUCGGCAAUGGGUGGAUCCAACGGUUCUAUGCAUUCACCACAACCCGCAAAUCGUCCUGUCAGCAUGAAUGCUACACCCACAGGGCCCCAGAAUGGCGCCUCCCCACAGAAUCGGAAUAGUAGUGCUAUGAGCCCGUUCGAGGAUGCGCAAGGUCGUCUGCCAGCUGGGUGGGAGAGAAGGGAGGAUAAUUUGGGAAGAACGUAUUAUGUGGAUCACAACACUCGUACAACGAGCUGGAAUAGGCCUACCGCGGCUGGCGGUGCUGCGGAAUCACGGAACGCUCAGGAAGCCGCCACUCAGGUCGAACGACAGCGCCACCAGAAUCGCACACUACCCGAGGAUCGCACGGGUGCGAACUCGCCGACUUUGCAGCAGCAGCAACAACAGCAGCAGCAGCAGCAGCAGGCCGCUGCACAGGCAGCCAACAACCAGACCAUGAUGCAUACGGGUGCUACGAGUCCCGGCACUGGGGAGUUGCCGCCUGGCUGGGAACAGAGGUUUACCCCCGAGGGCCGACCUUACUUUGUCGACCAUAACACCAGGACCACAACCUGGGUUGACCCUCGCCGGCAGCAGUACAUUAGGAUGUACGGUGGCCAGAACAAUGCCAAUGGUACCAUUCAGCAACAGCCCGUCUCACAACUGGGUCCAUUGCCGAGCGGAUGGGAAAUGCGGUUGACCAACACGGCCAGGGUCUAUUUCGUGGACCAUAACACCAAGACCACGACUUGGGAUGACCCCAGGUUACCGUCAUCUCUGGAUCAGAAUGUCCCGCAGUACAAGCGUGACUUCAGAAGGAAGCUUAUUUACUUCCGCUCGCAACCUGCCAUGCGAAUACUCCAGGGCCAGUGUCACAUCAAGGUGCGGCGGUCUCACAUUUUCGAGGACUCUUUUGCGGAGAUAUCUCGCCAGUCGGCAACAGACCUGAAGAAGAGGUUGAUGAUCAAGUUCGAUGGCGAAGAUGGUUUGGACUAUGGUGGUCUCUCGAGAGAGUUCUUUUUCUUGCUAUCACACGAGAUGUUCAAUCCUUUCUACUGCCUCUUCGAGUACUCAGCACACGACAACUACACCCUCCAGAUCAACCCCCACUCCGGCAUAAACCCAGAGCAUCUCAACUAUUUCAAGUUUAUUGGGCGUGUCGUUGGGUUGGCUAUCUUCCACCGACGAUUCCUGGACGCCUUCUUCAUUGGCGCUCUUUACAAGAUGGUUCUGGGCAAGUCGGUGACAUUGGCUGACAUGGAAGGUGUCGAUGCUGAUUUCCACCGAUCUCUGCAAUGGAUGUUGGACAAUGACAUUUCUGGUGGCAUCUUGGAACAAACCUUUUCGACCGAGGAUGAGCGGUUUGGCGUCAUAACGGUCGAAGACUUGAUCCCGAACGGGAGAAAUAUUGACGUCACAAACGAGAAUAAGAAAGAGUACGUGGACCUGAUGGUCAAGUGGAGGAUCGAAAAGCGCAUUGCGGAGCAGUUUGAGGCGUUCAAGACGGGUUUCCAUGAGCUGAUCCCUCAGGAUCUGAUCAACGUUUUCGACGAGCGCGAACUCGAACUGUUGAUUGGCGGAAUCGCGGAAAUCGACGUGGACGACUGGAAGAAGCACACGGACUACCGAGGAUACACGGAGCAGGACGAGGUCAUCCAGUUCUUCUGGCAGACAGUACGAUCAUGGGAUGGGGAGCAGAAGUCACGUCUUCUGCAAUUCACUACUGGUACAUCCCGUAUCCCAGUGAACGGUUUUAAGGAUUUGCAGGGAAGUGAUGGACCGCGUCGCUUCACGAUCGAAAAGGCUGGCGAAAUCAACAACCUGCCAAAGGCACACACGUGCUUCAACCGCUUGGACCUUCCUCCAUACAAGUCAUUGGAGAUGCUCCAGCAAAAGAUGACUAUUGCUGUUGAGGAGACGAUGGGUUUCGGCCAGGAGUAG
Messenger RNA from Pyricularia pennisetigena, 2460 nucleotides. RefSeq lists its product as uncharacterized. Gene Ontology annotation, molecular function: ubiquitin protein ligase activity; protein binding. The record is from RefSeq and is a predicted model, not a curated record. Lineage: Eukaryota; Fungi; Ascomycota; Sordariomycetes; Magnaporthales; Pyriculariaceae. The coding region runs from base 1 to 2460 and encodes 819 amino acids. Gene Ontology annotation, biological process: ubiquitin-dependent protein catabolic process. The transcript is spliced from 7 exons.